AUGCAGACCGACCGUACGGAGCCACUUCUCUCCCAGAGAGAAGAAAACCAAACCCCAUUUAACCAGCCCCAAGUGCAAGAUUACCUUGUGAGAUCAUCAAACCUUUCUUUUUCUUCAUCCUUCGUAGCAGAUGCCGACGACAUCCCUCCGGUCACUGGAGUUCGAGAUUUCUUCAAAGAAUUCUGUGUCGAGUCCAGAAAACUCUGGUACCUCGCUGGUCCAGCCAUUUUCACAUCCCUUUGCCAGUACUCUCUCGGCGCCAUCACUCAAACCUUCACCGGCCAUGUGGGUACCCUUGAGCUCGAUGCCUUCUCUGUAGAAAACUGCGUCAUCGCCGGCUUCUCCUUCGGCGUCAUGCUUGGCAUGGGAAGCGCAUUGGAGACGCUGUGUGGACAAGCCCAUGGAGCAGGACAGUUUGAUAUGCUUGGGAUAUACAUGCAGAGAUCAUGGGUUGUUCUCAACAGCACAGCUUUCAUACUCACGUUUUUCUACAUCUUCGCAACGCCAUUAUUAAAGCUGAUCGGCCAGCCGGAGGAGAUAUCGAAUGCGGCGGGGAAGGUGGCUGUGUGGAUGAUACCACAGCUCUAUGCUUAUGCGAUGAAUUUUCCGAUUUCCAAGUUUCUACAGGCGCAGAGCAAGAUCAUGGCUAUGGCAUGGAUAUCGGCGGUGGUGUUGGUGGUGCACACUUUGUUCAGCUGGUUGUUGAUGCUGAAAUUGGGGUGGGGACUGGUGGGAGGAGCGGUGGUGCUGAAUGCGUCGUGGUGGUUCAUUGUGGUGGCGCAGCUGGUCUAUAUCUUUAGUGGGGCUUGUGGUCGAGCUUGGUCUGGGUUUUCAUGGAAGGCCUUUCACAGUCUUUGGGGAUUCGUUAAGUUAUCCCUCGCAUCAGCUGUGAUGCUUUGCUUAGAAAUAUGGUAUUUGAUGGCAUUACUCCUUUUUGCUGGAUAUUUGAAGAAUGCAGAAGUAGCAGUCGCUGCCUUGUCCAUAUGGUGA
Ilex paraguariensis (yerba mate) is the source of this 990-nucleotide messenger RNA. The record is from the annotation of a GenBank genome assembly. Lineage: Eukaryota; Viridiplantae; Streptophyta; Magnoliopsida; Aquifoliales; Aquifoliaceae.